AUGACGACUAGAGGCCGAGAGAGGGAUGCGGAGGCACUGCAAAGGCGGUUAAAUGAUCCGCAUGCGCAGUCAACUGCCAACAAAGCGAAUAAGGAGGCUCUGGAAGAUCAAGUCCGCGAAGUCAAGCAAAGUCUUCAGAAUCCAGAUUUUAUCAAUCAGGCCGAGAAUGAAAAGCAGCCAAAAGCCUUGCUCGAUCAGAUCAAUAAAAUUACCGAGAAGGAAGAACAGCAUGGAUCCGAAAUGGAUGUGGAUCAUGGGUUGGGAUCGGACCCACCAGAUUUCGCACAAACCCGAGAAGAUCAAGUUCCAGUGGAUGACCGCAAGGAAGACAGUAUACCCACCGACUAUGCGGAUAUACGUCCAAUCGACAGGAACGAGUUGACGGGCGACGAUGAGGAAGGACGCGACCUUGACGGCGGGAUGACACUAGCCAUGAACCAGGCCAGUAAAGGUUCUAUCUAUCUCAACGCGUACGGGUACAAGAGCUGCGCGAUAACCGUCUGGGAAUAUGCCCAAGCAGAAUGCACUGUCGGUAGCCUUACAAACAUUCGCGGGAAUCCCCACAAGAAGGCCCUGGAGACCAAUGAAGAUGGGGACUAUAUCCACAAGGGAAAGAUAGGGAGGAUCCUAAACGUUGCCUGGGAACCGAAACGGAAGAUACGGAGCAUCGACGAUAUCCUGGAUUCGGUGGAAGAGCUUAAUCCCGAAAACAAGAGACGAGACGCGAAGUACAGGUACCCUUUCAGUACUGUUCUGGUCGAAUGGACUGAUGGGUUGGAGCGCACGUGGAUCAGUCGAACGAAUUACAAAACACUCAGCAGCCAGUCAAAGACCUCGAACGAACGAACAGACAUGAAAUUCUACAAAGUUGGUGUCCUUCAGGUGAAGCGAUAUCGGGACAUUUCAGAGGUUGGCCAGUGUGACGAUGACCUGGGAGACCUAGAGAGAACUCCUCCGGGUUUGACGGAGUCACCAGAGCCGGGAGAGUCGAGCGUAAACCGCGGGGUCGAGGUUAGCCACUCAGCCAACAACAUGCAAAGGUGGGAAGAAUCAGGUGGCCUCAGCCAAGUUGAUCAGUUUCAAGGCGCACAAACCCAGAGCAGCAGGACCUCUCCAAGCGAUCCCAGUAGGCCAGGCCAGGCCAGUCAGAACCCGGGCAGUGGGAACCCGGGCAGCCAGAACCACGCCAGCCAAGACCAGGGUGAUCAGAAUCAAACCAAACAAAACCCGGGAAGCCAAAGCCACGAGAACACGCCCAGAACAAUGAUCACGCCGGAUGUGCCAUCAAAGCCGCCAAGCCCAUCGCAGGUCCAGUCCGUGCAAUCUACUCCGUUGCAGCAGACGUCUGAGCGUUCCACGCGGGCACGGCGACCCCCUGAGAGAUAUGUGCCUUGA
This is a messenger RNA of Aspergillus melleus, 1395 nucleotides long. RefSeq lists its product as uncharacterized. The record is from RefSeq and is a predicted model, not a curated record. Lineage: Eukaryota; Fungi; Ascomycota; Eurotiomycetes; Eurotiales; Aspergillaceae. Bases 1 to 1395 code for a protein of 464 amino acids. The transcript has a single exon.